Rasamsonia emersonii CBS 393.64 is the source of this 1503-nucleotide messenger RNA. Its product is annotated as Amine oxidase. Lineage: Eukaryota; Fungi; Ascomycota; Eurotiomycetes; Eurotiales; Trichocomaceae. Gene Ontology annotation, biological process: amine metabolic process. Gene Ontology annotation, molecular function: primary methylamine oxidase activity; quinone binding; copper ion binding. The record is from RefSeq and is a predicted model, not a curated record. Bases 1 to 1503 code for a protein of 500 amino acids. The transcript is spliced from 5 exons.
AUGCUGAAGCUCCCCGAGAAUGCAACCGUCUGUAUCGAAUCCUGGACGUAUGGGACGGACGGGAUGAACGAUAUGGCGGAGAGGAUCAUCAUGUGCUACUUCUACAUGCGUCUCUCCGAUCACGGCGACUCCAAUCAUUACGCGUAUCCGCUGGAUAUCUGUGUCGAAAUGUCGGGGGACUUGACUGUCAAGAGGAUCCUGUCUUUGCCAUUGGGCGAGAAUGACCGCUGCGGACUCCUCAGCGAAGUUGGCGUUAAGCCAUUCGAUAGAAACAAGAUUCACGCCACGAGCGAGUAUCAUCCUGACCUCGUCAACGAGCGACGUAAAACGACGAAACCAUAUCACGUAGUCCAGCCCCAGGGUCCGUCGUUCCACACGCAAGGGAAUCUGCUUACAUGGGAGAAAUGGAAGAUGAGGGUUGGUUUUAACUACGUGAGUGCCACGAUGUCUCCUGUUUUGUUUCUCGUACUGAUCGUGCAGCGCGAGGGUCUCACUCUUCACGACAUUACCUAUGAUGGCCGGAGCGUGUUUUAUCGACUUUCUCUGUCUGAGAUUAACGGUGCUGGUAUCAAUGCAAACAACCUUAAACUGGUGUGCUGCCACGAGAUUGACGACGGUAUCCUCUGGAAACACACCAACUACCGUACCGGCAACGCUGUCGUCACACGCUCUCGUAUUCUCGUCCUUCAGACAAUCAUCACGGUAGGCAAUUACGAGUACAUAUUCGCGUUCCAGUUCACGCAAGAUGCAUCUAUCAACUACGAAGUCCGAGCGACAGGCAUCCUGUCGACCGCUCCCAUCAACCUCGGAGACAGCGUAUCUUACGGGACCAUAGUGGGACCUGGCGUCAUGGCGCCUUACCAUCAACACCUAUUCUCUUUAAGAAUCGAUCCGGCCAUUGACGGACACCGGAAUUCCCUGAUUGUGGAAGAGUCUCACCCCAUGCCGAUCGACGACCCCAACGUGCACAACCCGUUCGGAGUCGACCGUCUCCCAGGCCGUGUGUUGAAGAUCGUCAACGAGAAUGUGCGAAACCCGAUCACGGGCGGACCGGUGGGCUACAAACUCGUACCGCAUUACUCGCAGCUGGUGCUCGCGCACCCGUCGUCGUACCAUUUCAAGCGAUCCGAAUUCGGUGAGCACGCUAUCUGGAUCACCAGAUAUCACGACGAUGAGCUCUACAGCUCCGGAAAGCACACGAUGCAGUCCCUCGGCGGAGAGGGGAUCGCGUCGUGGAUCCGAUCCCGGCCGGCGCCCGUCAGCGUCCGCAACGAGGACAUUGUCAUCUGGCACACGUUCGGGACGACGCACAACCCGCGCAUCGAAGACUGGCCCGUCAUGCCGGUCGAGAAGAUGCUCGUCUCGUUGAAGCCGAUCAAUUUCUUUACCAGAAAUCCGGCCAUCGAUGUGCCCAUCAGCACGCAGGAAGAAAACAAGAGCGUCCUAGUGGAAGAUGAUAAAGGAGCAGCCAACGUCGGAGGAGCUUCCUGCGCGAAAUUAUGA